Drosophila willistoni is the source of this 1875-nucleotide messenger RNA. RefSeq lists its product as uncharacterized. The record is from RefSeq and is a predicted model, not a curated record. The transcript has 6 exons. Gene Ontology annotation, cellular component: extrinsic component of mitochondrial inner membrane. Lineage: Eukaryota; Metazoa; Arthropoda; Insecta; Diptera; Drosophilidae. The coding region runs from base 51 to 1826 and encodes 591 amino acids.
AAUUGAGUUACGUCCACUGUGAAAGACGCGUCAAAAGCCACAAAAAUACCAUGCAGCAAGAGGCCACAAAUUUGGGUUCCAGUUCGGGCCAGAAGAAAAAGCCCUCACGCAACCGAAAUCGGCCAAGGAAUAAAUGUAAUCGAACAACCAGUGAAAUAGUUGUUACCGAAGCAGUUAAACAAGUGGAGGAGAAGUCGGAGGAGGAGCCACCAAAGGCUUCUAAAAAUGAGGAAUGUAACGAUGCCAUCAAACUCAUACAACAACUUUUGCGAAAGAAAUUAUUGGCCAAAAGUAAUCCAACAGCCACGACUUCAGCACCGCGUAAGGAUACAACCAAAUUAUCUCCCAGUCCGCCAGUAUUGAUUCAAAAGAAAUCAAAAGAUAAUGAAAUGAACGAGUUGCUCAUGUCACUGGGCAGCAAAUUACAGAAAGGAGGAGUGGCUGGUGAUUCGCCCACAGCUGCUUUGUUUAGUAAUUUGAGCAAGCUCUUCAAUCAGGCUCCGCCCAGUGAUGUGGAAUCGUCCGAUGAUGAAGCCGAAUACAUUGAAUACAUUUAUAAGCCACGUCAAUAUUUUAUGGCAUCGCUAUGCAAUCUUUGCAAAUCGGAUCUCUGUGGUCAGCAAAUUGUGCCAUGUUCGCGUUGUGGUCUUACAUACUAUUGUAGUGGCCUGCAUAUGCAGAAUGAUCAGGAGCAUCGUCAGUUAUGCUAUGCUUUACGCCAGACGGUCGAGAGUAAUGGUCAUGAUAUGUUCUACAAGUGUGGAGAUUUCACUGCGGAACAGUUUCGUUCAUAUCGUAUUGUUUGCAUACGUCAAGUGGAAAAGUCCAUGAAUCGUUCUUUAACGGCCACGGAGCAGGAGACAUUGCUCUUUCCACUGAUUUGCAGUGAUCCCAAGUGUCGUGAACAUCGAUUCAAGCGUCUCUCCUUCUGUAAUGGCUGCGGUGAGGUGGCCUACUGCAAGGACAAGCCAAAUCAUUUGAAUUCCAAUCAUAAGCAAUGGUGUCCAGCGUACAGGCUCUUUAAGGCUUUGAUUAUAUUUCAAUCGAAAUUCGGUCGCUUAGAGCCCUCGUUGCCCAAUAGGAUAUUGAAAGAUCUACCCAUGGCCUGUUGCAAUACGCGACAAAUGAUGCGAAAACUGAAUAUCAACGUACAAGAUGAUUGUGAGUCUGCAGCCUUAACACAGGUGGCCACAGGACCACUUACGGCCUGGUAUGCCCUCAAGUUGUGCCAACGAUUGCGCGAUGCCAGCGAGUUGACCAUACACUUGAUUGGAGCCGAAAUUGAAUUCGAAGUGGACGUUUUACAGAAAUGGGAACUCUUCAUGCUGCACAUAAUGCCUACGCUUAAAGUUUUAAAUGUGAUUUUCAUAGGUCCCGAACUGAAUCCCAACAACAUAUCCUUUGAGCAGCUGAAAAAGUUCAAAUGUUGUAGGCAUUGUCGCAAUGCCCAAAGAUCUGUAAAUUAUCAUUUUGAGAAUACUCUAUAUCAUAAUUACUGCCGUGAAUCCCAUUUUAUUAGCCCGGAUCUAGUUUGCUUCUUUAAUUCGGGUCUUUAUCGGUCGACGGGUUACGCUUUGGAAGACACUUGGCCGGAUACCAUUCAAGCCUCAUUAAAUUUAAAAUGUCCCAUUGUGGUCACUUCGUAUACCAAGUACGAGGCUCCUUUGGACAUGUCACAAUUUAUAAAUCAAUCAAAUCGGCAUUUAAAUAUCAUCUUACCGCCUACUACAAAUCCGUUUGCAUCCGAGAAGCCUGAAAGAAAUUUCAUUUCCGAUCAGGAAGCGCCGUUUAUGUUUAAGAAUUUUUAUUGUUUUGUUGUAGAAUAAGAGCCAAAGUAUCCAAUAUAUAAGAAAUUCUUUAAUAAAGAUCGAUCAA